Alternaria conjuncta is the source of this 1626-nucleotide messenger RNA. RefSeq lists its product as uncharacterized. The transcript is spliced from 2 exons. The coding region runs from base 1 to 1626 and encodes 541 amino acids. NCBI's taxonomy places the organism in Eukaryota, Fungi, Ascomycota, Dothideomycetes, Pleosporales, Pleosporaceae. The record is from RefSeq and is a predicted model, not a curated record.
AUGGCGCCAGUCGAUACAGUCGCAUCUACGCGCAGCAACUCACUCCCCAUCGCUAUCUUCGGCGGCCAAGUGCUCCUCGUUACAGUCCUCACAGCUCGUGUACUUCUCACUACUCGACGCGCCGCCAAAUCUCAGCCACCAUCAACGCGCACGCGCUCACAAGACUCGGCUCGCCGCCGCCAUGCCGUCACCUUCUCCAUCAUUGCGCUUCUCUCACUACUCUCCGUCGGCAGCUUUGCCUUCCUCUGGCGCGCUAUCUCCUACGUGCGAUGGGCUGGAGAGAAUACACAUGACAUUCCAGGUAGUCUCUGGAGUGGCUGGUAUGGCACUGGCGAGGAAGGGAGAUGGUAUCUAGCCGACUGGAUCGCGGACAUCGAUCUCGUGCGCGAGUUUGACAAAGUUGGAAUAAUGAAACCGGAGGGGUUUCUGUAUACUAGCCAGUAUUUCGUUGGACUGAUCGCAAGCUCCAUAUUCAUGGGCGCUGAAGGCCGCAGGCGCAAUCUUUCCAACACAACCAUUGCGUCGUUCGUACUACUGAGCUCUAUUGGAAGCUUAGGGUACUCUUUGAGCUUGUUCUUCAUCACCAUCUUGUAUACGCCUUUGACCAUACACCACGAUGAUACCCCGUUACACGACGCGCUGUUCACACCAUAUGCUUUCGUAUACGACACUGGCAUCGUUGCGUCGCUCAUUACUCUGAAUCUCUUUCCACAACUAGUCUCCGAGUUCGGCGACAAGAGCAUGAUGCGACUCGGAUACCUGGCCAUGCCACUUGCCUUUGCAUUUGCGCCACAGUUGGUUCCCUACGCACUGGGUCAUCAGCAUACGUCUAAAGCAGCGGCUCAUAGAUCAUACGUCAAAGUCUUCCACGCGCUAUCAAUUGCCUCUAUCCUCGUAUACUGGCGUGUGUGGACUACUCUGGUGUACGUCAACAGACCUGCCCAGCGCUCCCACGUUUGGGAUCUCUUCGCGAAUUCUAUUGCUAAGAGCGAUUCGGCGAAUGCAAACAGGCUUCUCGCAAGUAUCAGCAACGCGGGCCAAGCUCUCAAGCACAUCAGCAUGCACCCGGCUAUCAGUGUCACCAGCCUCGACGUCCUCUUUGCUGCCAUCAGCUUGCUGACGUGGACUUUCACGCGCGAUCUAGAUGUGCAUGCGAUCCUAGAAAGCAGCAUACUUUCUUUUCUCGUUCCCACCCAUGAGAAGCACGUCACAUUCAAGCAAGACCUGGCAAGAGUGAUGGAGCAUGCGAGCGAGCCCUCGUCCCCAAUAGAGCCUCUUACGCCGAGGAAGCCUGGGCACCCGGCAAAGAAGGCUGACGUAAAUGGUACAUCCACUUCCGCAUCCACGAGUGCGUCUCUCAGACGCAGCACACGAGGGAAAGCGCGCACUUCAGAUGUGGAUUCUGACGCAGGCUCAUUUGCUGGUGACCCUGAUGCUACAUACCAACCAACAGAGCAGACCAAGCGCGCUAUACAGGGAAUGGAGUCAGACGGCUCCGCGCCUGAGGGCGAUCUAGUUCACGCGGGAGAGUCGACUGCACUAGCUAUGUUUCUUGUCUUCUUCGGUGGACUGGGUCAAUUAGCUGCGGGUACGCUGGGUGCCGAGGUGACAGGACCGCGAGACUGA